Molecule: messenger RNA, 1781 nt
Organism: Neltuma alba
Lineage: Eukaryota; Viridiplantae; Streptophyta; Magnoliopsida; Fabales; Fabaceae
Product: pentatricopeptide repeat-containing protein At1g62930, chloroplastic-like
Exons: 2
Coding region: 98-1603 (501 amino acids)
Molecular function (GO): protein binding
Source: RefSeq, a predicted model, not a curated record
ACGGGCUUCAGAACUUCGGCCAGAGUGAUUCGUCAGAGUUCUUGUCCCUCCCGCUCAGUCUUGUCUCUCGAUGCGUUGAAGCAUCUGAAAGUUAAAGAUGAUCUUCGGCAGGGCUUCAAGGUAUGCCUUCCCCAAAUUUCAUUUAUUUUCUGCAUCAUCUUCAACUUUGUUCCUUCUUUCUCCUUCAUAUGCCCUUAUUCUCCCCUUUCGGUUCCAUUCUUAUUCGACAAAUCCUCAGAGUAUCGAAGAGGCUCUUUCCUCUUUUAAUCGCUUGCUUAAUGUGCGCCCCCCACCCUCUAUAGUUCAACUUAAUAAGAUCUUAGGAUCUGUUGCAAAGUUGAAACAUUAUCAAACUGUUAUCUCUCUUUUCAAACAAGCACAAUCUAAGGACUUCACGCCAGAUUUGGUUACACUGAGCAUCUUGAUUAACUGUUACUGCCAUGUGGGUCAGAUGACUUUUGCUUUCUCUGCCUUAGGCAAGAUUCUUAAGAUAGGCUGUCGGCCAGAUACGGUUACUCUGACUACACUAAUGAAGGGCCUCUGUAUCAAUAAUGAGGUUGGGAAAGCCUUGGAUUUUCAUGAUGAUCUGAUAGCAAAAGGGUUCCAAUUAGAUAUAGUCAGUUAUGGCACACUUGUAAAUGGACUAUGCAAGACGGAGAAAACAAGAGCUGCCCUUAAAUUGCUGCAAAAAAUGGCGAGAGGGCCGGUUAAGCCAUGGUCAGACGCUGCAAAAUUGUUUAAUCAAAUGAGACUUGAAGGCAUCAACCCUAAUGAUUGUACUUUUAAUAUAUUGGUUGAUGCAUUUUGUAAGGAAGGAAGUGUCACCAAAGCUGAAGCUGUUGUUGGCUUGAUGAUGAAGUGUGGUGUAAGACCUAAUGUAGUUACUUAUAGCACUUUAAUGGAUGGUUACUGUUUGAUUAAUAAUGUUAGUGAGUCAAGGAAUCUAUUCAACAAGAUGGUCCACAGUGGUUUGGCUCCUAAUGUUAUUAGUUAUAGUAUUUUAAUUAAUGGACUCUGUAAAAUCAAGAUGAUGGAUGAGGCCGUGGAUCUCUUUAUGGAGAUGAAGAGCAAAAAUUUGACUCCCAAUAUUGUCACCUAUAGCUCUCUUGUUGAUGGUUUGUGCAAAUCUGGUAAAAUGUCCUAUGUGCAGGAUAUUAUUUAUGAGAUGUAUGAUAGAGGUCAGCCCUCAGAUAUAAUAUUUUAUAGUAUCUUGUUGGAUGGAUUGUGCAAAAGUGGUCAUCUUGAUCAGGCUAUCACAUUAUUUCAGCGAAUUGUUGACCAGAAAAUUCAGCCUAAUACAUACACAUAUACUAUACUUAUUAGUGGUUUGUGCAAAGCUGGUAGAUUGAAUGAUGCGCGACAGAUUUUCCAUUAUCUUUUGGUCAAUGGCUAUCCUUUGGAUGUCCAAUCAUAUACUGCAAUGAUGAAUGGACUCUGUAAAGAGGGCUUGUUUGAUGAGGUUAAGGCAUUCCUUUCUACAAUGAAGGAGAAUGGAUGCUCACCUGAUUUUGUAACCUUUGAUAGAAUUAUUAGGCCUCUUUUGGAAAGAGGUGACAAUGAUAAGGCAAAGGAUCUACUAGAUGAAAUGUUCACUAGAGUUUAAGGUUAGAUAUUUUCCUUCAGAAUUAUUUGAUUGCUGAUACUCACUUUUGUGGUGAAAUUUGUUGUAAUAUCGAACAGAUUUGUUUCUUUUAAGUAAGCUUUGGGUAGAUCUACCGAAGCGUGUGCUUUAUCAGCAUAUUUGGUAUUCUACUUUUUAAUGCUGCAAUACCUUAUAAGCA